Messenger RNA from Aspergillus aculeatus ATCC 16872, 987 nucleotides. It is a transcript of the gene snf4, whose product is annotated as AMP-activated serine/threonine-protein kinase regulatory subunit SNF4. Lineage: Eukaryota; Fungi; Ascomycota; Eurotiomycetes; Eurotiales; Aspergillaceae. The record is from RefSeq and is a predicted model, not a curated record. The transcript is spliced from 6 exons. Bases 1 to 987 code for a protein of 328 amino acids.
AUGCCCCCAGCUCAGCCCGAGAGGGCCAUCGAUCGGGAAGAGCGUCAGGGCCUUCGUGCCAUCCGCAACUUCCUCAAAGUCCGUACCAGUUACGAUGUCCUCCCCCUUAGUUUCCGACUCAUAAUCUUCGACACCUCGUUGUCCGUCAAGGAGAGUUUGAACAUCCUCAUCCAAAAUGGCAGGUGUAUCGUCUCGGCUCCGUUAUGGGAUUCCAAGGCCUCGACUUUUGCCGGUCUUUUGACCACCUCCGACUACAUCAAUGUCAUCCAAUACUACUUCCAGAACCCGGCUGCGCUAAACCAGAUCGACCAAUUCCGGCUCGACAGCCUCCGAGAGGUGGAAAAGGCCUUGGGCGUCGCUCCUCCCGAGACAAUAUCGAUCGACCCGGAACGUCCCCUCUAUGAGGCUUGUCGGCGCAUGCUGGAGUCACGCGCUCGCCGUAUUCCCCUCGUCACAUAUGACAGUCAAACCGAUCGCUCUCUCGUUCUUAGCGUCGUGACCCAGUAUCGCAUUCUCAAGUUCGUUGCGGUCAAUGUCCCAGACACCCAGAAGCUGCGCAAGCCGCUGGGUGAGAUCUUGCUGGGUUCAUAUCAGAAUGUCGCAACGGCAUCCAUGGAUACCCCUGUCAUUGAUGUCAUUCAUAUUCUGGUCGAGCGGAGCAUAUCCAGCGUGCCGAUUGUUAAUUCCGAGGGAGUGGUCUACAAUGUAUUCGAAGCUGUUGAUGUGAUCACCCUGAUCAAAGGCGGGGUGUAUGAUGAUCUCAGCCUGACGGUCGGAGAGGCGUUGAAAAAGCGAUCUCCAGAUUUCCCGGGCAUCUACACGUGCUCCUUAAAUGAUGGUCUGGACACCAUUUUCGACACUAUUCGCAAGUCUCGCGUCCACCGCCUGGUUGUGGUGGAUGAGAACUUCCGGCUCAAGGGCGUCCUGACCCUGAGCGACAUCCUGCAGUACAUCCUCCUCGAGGGCGAAACUGAUGAGCUAUCAUGA